Coccinella septempunctata (seven-spotted ladybird) is the source of this 2251-nucleotide messenger RNA. It is a transcript of the gene path, whose product is annotated as proton-coupled amino acid transporter-like protein pathetic. Lineage: Eukaryota; Metazoa; Arthropoda; Insecta; Coleoptera; Coccinellidae. The transcript is spliced from 8 exons. Gene Ontology annotation, molecular function: amino acid transmembrane transporter activity. The record is from RefSeq and is a predicted model, not a curated record. Gene Ontology annotation, biological process: amino acid transmembrane transport. The coding region runs from base 151 to 1551 and encodes 466 amino acids. Gene Ontology annotation, cellular component: vacuolar membrane.
GGAAACUAACAAAACGGCGUGCCAUGUAGCGGAAUCAGGUAUUAUCAUUCGCCGAUAGUUCGUUAACUCGUGAAGUUCAUUCAUCGCGCGCUGGCAUGCGCAUAGUGUAGUGUGUGUAAACUGUUUCCCACGUGUACCUCUAAUCUAUAAAUGGAGACGAAAGAGUCGGUGAAUAACCCCACAGAGUUAGAAACUUUUCUACCUCAAGAUGGAACCAAUACCAAUGGCAUUUCAACCACAAAAUACAAAAUCACGAAGAAAAAUGACUUGGAAGCAGCUGUCACCGAAUUCGAUCCCUUCAAAGCAAGAAAAUUGGAACAUCCAGUAUCGAAUGCGGAUACGCUUAUGCAUUUACUCAAAGCGUCCUUAGGAACAGGAAUACUUUCCAUGCCAGCAGCAUUUGCAGCAUCGGGGUUACUUUUGGGAAUCUUUGCUACAGUUGGCGUAGCCAUCAUUUGCACACACUGUUCCUAUAUUCUUGUGAUAUGUGCCCACGAACUUUAUAAGAAAACUGGCAAAACAUCCAUGAGUUUCGCUGAUGUUGCCGAAGAAGCUUGUAAUAGAGGUCCAAAAUGGACCAGAGGCCUUGGGGCUGUAGCAAGGAAAUUCAUACUAAUUUCUCUCUUCGUAACAUACUUUGCAACCUGCAGCUGCUAUACAGUGCUAAUAGCGAAAAACUUCAAUAGCGUUGCUAUCGAUUAUAGAGGAGAGGCGAUGAACGAAAGACUGAGCAUAGCUUUACUCUUAGUUCCACUUCUUUUCCUGUCCUACGUACCAAAUCUGAAAUAUUUAGCUCCGGUAUCCAUGGUGGCCAACGUAUUCAUGGCGGUAGGGUUAGGGAUCACGUUUUAUUACCUGGUCAACGAUAUUCCACCUGUGGAGUCCAGGGAAAUGGUUGUCGAUCUGACCAAAUUUCCCAUAUUCUUCAGUAUAACAGUGUUCGCCAUUGAAGCUAUUGGAGUGGUGAUGCCGCUGGAAAACAACAUGAAAACCCCCCAAAGUUUCGUCGGCAUUUGUGGUGUGCUCAAUCAAGGCAUGAGUGGCGUGACACUUGUAUAUAUCCUGAUAGGAUUUUUCGGAUACUUGAAGUUCGGUCCUGAUGUCCAAGGAUCAGUAACUCUGGAUCUAACACCAGGAGAAAUUCCUGCCCAGAUCGUCAAAAUACUGAUCGGACUGGCAGUAUUCUGUACAUUUGGCCUUCAGUUCUACGUGUGCCUAGACAUCGCCUGGAAUGGAAUCAAGGAUAAAUGCCAGAAGUUCGAGACUGUGGCUAAUUAUGGAAUGAGAACGAUAUUGGUGAUUAUUUGCGUAUUACUGGCUGUUGCAGUACCGGCUAUAACGCCCUUUGUAGGGCUGAUUGGUGCCUUCUGUUUCUCCAUACUCGGCCUUAUCGUUCCAGUUUUCAUUGAAGUCGUAGUGUUUUGGGAAAAGGGUUUUGGAAAGUAUAAUUGGAAAAUUGUAAAAAAUGUUAUUGUUAUUAUUACAGGACUUCUGGCUCUGAUAUUUGGUUCCAAAUCGGCGAUUGAUGAUAUUAUCGCGAUGUACAAAUGAUAACUUAUUAUAAAAAUAAUUUCCUUUCUUUAUGUUGGUCCUAAAUGGAAGUCUAAUCCAAACACAAGGGCAUUUUUUAUUUAUUCAUUGUAUGAGUAAAUUAUUAGACAAUUUUUCUCUCAUUGUUAAAUGAGGAUACUUCCAGUAUAAUGCUCCUUAGUCUUUACAGAUUUUCCAUAUAAUUUUUAAUUUUAAUUUGCAAAAAUCGACCUCACAGUAUGAAACAGUGGAUGAACUACUGUAUGGCUGUGAAACUGAGGAGCAAAUGAUAAUUUAGUCAGAAAUUCGAAAUUAUUUUUUACUAUCAGAUAAAAUGAUUCAUUUUGGAUCUCGAAAUGAGGACAUAGUACCAAAAUAUACACAGUUUUCAGAGAUUUGAGACAAAGCAUAAUAAAUACAAUGUUAUUAUAUUAUUCGAAAAGUUUUACUGUUCAGAUAUAUAGGUUUUUAUAAGUAUUGAUUUUAAAUUCCAUUUACCUGUCAGAUGUGAUGGCCUCACUCUCCAUUGUUGGUGUGUGGUAACUAUCACGUUUGGAAAAUAGCAUUUUUUUUACUUGAGUGAAUGUUUGGAAGAAUCAGUUGAUUAUGUAUUUAUUUUAAAUUUCUACUGUGAUUUAGCGUUAUCUAAUAUAAACUAAUUUAUAAAUCAUUUUGAAGCAGUACCAAUGAAAAUUUAUGGAAAUCCAAUAAAAUUUUCAAA